This is a messenger RNA of Sitophilus oryzae (rice weevil), 4305 nucleotides long. RefSeq names its product ATP-citrate synthase. The record is from RefSeq and is a predicted model, not a curated record. Gene Ontology annotation, molecular function: ATP citrate synthase activity. Gene Ontology annotation, cellular component: cytosol. Lineage: Eukaryota; Metazoa; Arthropoda; Insecta; Coleoptera; Curculionidae. Bases 205 to 3516 code for a protein of 1103 amino acids. The transcript is spliced from 19 exons. Gene Ontology annotation, biological process: fatty acid biosynthetic process; citrate metabolic process; tricarboxylic acid cycle.
GAGUACCCUAGCAGUACCGGCAACUAGUCGAGUGAAAGCAGCGGUGGUGGUACCGUGCAACACCGUGAUAUUCGCCCCAAAUCAAGUUUUUAAAGUCGAUGUGGUCGAAUUAGAGACGGUAUAUUGACGUGAAAGUGCCCGCUGUGAUUGGAAUUUGUGAUAUUUAUUUUAUUUCAUCGAAACAAGUAAUUUCUUGCUAGUAAAAUGUCGGCCAAGGCCAUAAGGGAGGCAACGGGGAAAAACUUGAUAAAUCAAAGGUUAGGCGACACUGCGGCCGCUCAAUGUCGAUUUGCCAGCAUAAAUCCGGACACCAAGUUUUCCGAAGUGGUCGCUAACAACCCCUGGCUCAAGACUGACCGGUUGGUGGUCAAACCGGAUCAGUUAAUCAAAAGGAGGGGAAAAUUAGGUUUAAUUGCUGUAAAUAAAACGCUGGAUGAAGUACAAAAAUGGAUAGGCGAUCGAAUGAACAAGGAUCAAAAAAUCGGUCAAGCUUCCGGAAAGCUCAAGAAUUUUAUUAUCGAACCAUUUAUACCCCACAAAGACGAAGAAGAAACCUACGUUUGCAUUUAUUCACACAGGCAUGCCGAUACCAUACUAUUCUAUCAUCAAGGCGGCGUGGAUAUCGGAGACGUAGACAGCAAAGCAGUCAAACUCGACGUCCCCGUGGGAGAAAAUUUGACAGAAGAUAGCAUAACAAAAGUUUUACUUGGGCAAGUUAAAUCGGCCAAAAAAGCGAUGAUUUCUAAGUUUAUUUACAACCUAUAUGAACUGUACGUCGAUCUGUAUUUUACCUAUUUAGAAAUAAAUCCCUUGGUCGUGACGGAUAAGGAAAUAUUUAUUCUGGAUUUGGCUGCGAAACUGGACGCCACUGCCGACUUUAUUUGCCGACCGAAAUGGGGGGAGAUCGACUAUCCCCCUCCUUUUGGGCGCGAUGCUUAUCCAGAGGAAGCAUAUAUCGCGGAUUUGGAUUCGAAAUCUGGCGCCUCUCUAAAAUUGACAAUUUUAAACAGGAAAGGACGCAUAUGGACCAUGGUAGCCGGAGGGGGAGCCUCCGUUAUAUACAGCGACACUAUUUGCGAUCUAGGAGGCAGUUCUGAGCUGGCAAAUUAUGGGGAAUAUUCUGGUGCGCCUUCCGAGCAACAAACUUACGAAUAUGCGAAGACUAUUUUAUCUUUAAUGACGCACGAGAAACAUCCUCAAGGAAAAGUACUAAUUAUCGGGGGUGGUAUCGCCAAUUUUACCAACGUAGCAGCUACAUUUAGGGGCAUUAUAACGGCUUUCGUUGAAUUCAAGGACCGCAUGAUCGAUCACAACAUCAAAAUUUUCGUGAGAAGAGCGGGUCCCAAUUAUCAGGAGGGCUUGAGGAGGAUGCGCGAGGUCGGGCAAACUUUAGGUAUUCCCUUGUACGUUUUCGGUCCCGAAACGCAUAUGACGGCGAUCUGCGGUAUGGCGCUCGGUACCAGACCCAUACCGCAAGAAAACAACGUCGAAUUUGCCACGGCCAACUUUCUAUUACCGUCCGGAGAUAAACAACCAAUUAAGAAGAAACCCGAGGAAGUGGCGGCUGCGCGGGAAACAGCUUUGAAAGCUGCAGCCGCAUCGGCAGCUGAAAGGAGAACCGAAGUGAACCGGAUGGACACUAAAGACCACCUAUCAUACCAGGCUGUUAAAAAAUACGACCCCCUUUUCACGGCAACGACAAAAUCGAUAGUGUGGGGCAUGCAGAAUAGGGCUGUACAGUCGAUGUUGGAUUUCGAUUUCGUUUGCCGCAGGCAGGAACCCAGCGUCGUCGCCAUCAUCUAUCCCUUUACGGGCGACCACAAACAGAAAUUCUACUGGGGCCACAAAGAAAUCCUCAUUCCCGUCUACAAGAAAAUGAACGACGCGAUGAGCAAACAUCCCGACUCCGACGUGCUAAUAUCGUUCGCCUCGUUGCGGUCCGCGUACCAGAGCACCGUGGAAACGAUGGAGUACCCCCAGAUCCGUACCAUAGCCAUAAUCGCCGAGGGAAUCCCCGAAAAUAUGACGCGGAAACUGAUCAAAAUGGCGGACGAAAAGGGAAUCGUCAUAAUAGGCCCGGCGACGGUGGGCGGACUAAAACCGGGCUGUUUUAAAAUCGGCAACACCGGCGGCAUGAUGGAUAACAUUCUGCACUCGAAACUGUACCGACCUGGCAGCGUUGCCUACGUUUCCAAGUCGGGCGGUAUGUCGAAUGAGUUGAACAAUAUCGUGUCGCAUACGACGGACGGCGUGUAUGAAGGCGUUGCUAUCGGGGGUGACAGGUAUCCUGGCACUACGUUUAUGGAUCAUAUUAGGCGAUAUCAGGCCGACGAUAAAGUGAAAAUGAUUAUUCUUCUGGGCGAGGUGGGCGGUACCGAGGAAUAUUACGUAUGCGAAGCUCUUAAAAAUGGUGAACUGACGAAACCUUUGGUGGCCUGGUGUAUAGGUACUUGCGCUAGCAUGUUCACCUCCGAAGUACAGUUCGGGCACGCCGGUUCUUGUGCUAAUUCCGCCAGCGAAACUGCCACGGCCAAAAACGCCGCGCUUCGGGAAGCAGGUGCUCACGUGCCGGAUUCCUUCGAUUACUUAGGCGAAGUGAUUCGAUCGGUUUACGAGGGUCUGGUUAAACAGGGAGUGAUAGUACCGGCACCUGAAGUACCCCCGCCCACCGUACCCAUGGACUACAAUUGGGCCAGGGAAUUGGGUCUGAUUAGAAAACCGGCCAGUUUUAUGACGUCGAUUUGCGACGAAAGAGGACAAGAAUUGAUCUACGCAGGUAUGCCAAUUUCGGAGGUUUUGCAGAAAAACGUGGGAAUCGGAGGCGUAAUAUCGCUCCUGUGGUUCCAGAGAUGUUUGCCCCCGUACGUGUGUAAAUUCUUCGAAAUGUGUCUUAUGGUGACAGCCGACCACGGACCGGCCGUUUCCGGUGCCCAUAACACCAUCGUCUGCGCAAGAGCGGGGAAGGACCUGGUGUCGAGUUUGGUUUCCGGUUUGCUCACGAUCGGCGACAGAUUUGGCGGAGCCCUAGACAGCGCCGCCAAACAAUUCAGCGACGCUUACGAUACAGGUAUGCAUCCUGCAGAGUUUGUAAAUCACAUGAGAAACAAGGGUGAACUAAUUAUGGGCAUUGGACACAGGGUAAAGUCCAUCAACAAUCCCGAUCAGAGAGUGAAAAUUAUCAAGGAAUACGUGCUGGCAAAUUUCCCAGCCACGCCGUUGCUUCUCUACGCGCUGGAGGUGGAGAAAAUUACCACCAGCAAAAAACCCAACUUAAUUUUAAACGUCGAUGGUUGCAUAGCGUGCUCCUUCGUGGAUAUGCUUCGGAAUUGUGGCAGUUUCACCAGCGAGGAGGCCCAGGAAUACAUCAAUAUCGGCGCCAUCAAUUCCCUGUUCGUACUGGGCAGAACCAUCGGGUUUAUCGGCCAUUUUAUGGAUCAGAAGAGACUGAAACAGGGCCUGUACAGGCACCCCUGGGACGACAUUUCCUACGUUCUACCGGAGCAAUAUAACAACUAGGUUUUUAUUUUUCCGGUAAAAUCCGGAAUUUUUAAACGCACUAAACGCGAAGGAAGAAAAAAAUUAAGAUUUAGGUUUAAAACUAUAUUAGGAAUAUAUUAAGCUUGAACGAAAAAUUGUAUUUAUUUGUUAAUUAGUAAUUUGUUAUUGAAGUCGAUGGUUGAAUCUAAAAGUUGGUAACGAAACAAAUUUAGAUGUUAAUGAUGUUUUUCUAUUUGUGUACGGGGUGUUCCCUAAUGACGUGCUAGUGUUUGAGGGGGUGAUUCUAAAAAAGUAUGAAUAUACGGAUAUAUUUUUAGGUUGUUUGUAAAAGAUAGUAUUAACGCUCCUUUUAAAAUCAGCACCGAGUGUGUGUUAUACAGAUUUUAGCGACGAAAUAAGUAUCGUACGAAUUAGAAAAGACGGCGUCAUGAUGACUUGGAAAGUGACACUCACAGUUUCCAUGUAGUCUUUGCAUAGCCCGUUGCUAAAAAAGAUAUUCAAAUUUGUAAUUUUCCUACUUUCGACCCAAAAAGACAUAGGGAGAGACUUUAAUAUUCCAGGUAAUGCUAAUAUAUUGUAAUUUUUUUCUUAGAAUACAUCCAAAAAUCACCGUAUAUCAUUAAGGAACACCCUGUGCAUUUAAGACAAUUUUUUUAAAUGUUUUUAUAAUUUUGUGAUGUAUUUAAAAUGUUUUAAUGUUUAUAUGGAAAAAAAGACAUCUGUUUUAUUUAUUCCUUUUAUUUUAAAGAUUGAAUUGGAAUUACAUAUAUGUAUGUUGUUUGUAAUAAAAAGCAUUUUAAAUAGAUA